Molecule: messenger RNA, 2115 nt
Organism: Aspergillus oryzae RIB40
Lineage: Eukaryota; Fungi; Ascomycota; Eurotiomycetes; Eurotiales; Aspergillaceae
Exons: 1
Coding region: 1-2115 (704 amino acids)
Source: RefSeq, a predicted model, not a curated record
AUGGCUUUACAGCAUAAGAGAGCUCAGUAUUCUGCGGUUACUGCGCCACAGAUUACUGUAGCCGGUGAACUAUUCAUAUCCCCCCAGGACCUAAAUGCUACCUUAAGGAAGUGGAGCGUGGAGCUUGACGAACAAACAUACAAGAUUCGCUUGAACGAGGCCGUCGCCAAUGUAUCGCAGGCCAUUGAGAGGAUCGAAAAUACCGGGGAACAGAUUUUACUAGGGUUGUACCAAACUGGGAGGGAUACCUUGGCUGACUUUAAUAAGUUUAAAAGGACCAGUGAGUACCGGAAUAUAUGGGGCAAAGUUGAUCGAGCGGUAAAGAAUAUCGCAAAAAACCAGAAGGCGGUGGCAAGAGCGAAACAAGAAGUGACAAAUAAGUGGGGGGAUAAUGGCCGUGCCUUUUUACUCAUAAAUAACGCGCAAAACUGGACAAAGGGCGUGGGGAGACUUGCAAGGGCUGUCCCCGAUUAUAAAUGUGCUAUGGAUCUACUUGUGUGCGCCCUUGUGGAAAGAUUCCGUGCGAUGAAAUCAGGAAAGACAAGAUCGUUAGAACCUGGUGGGACUGAUAUUCAGAAGGCCAUUGACUUUGCAAAACUCUCCUCACGACCACAACCAAUCAGCCGGGAAGAGCUGGCGGUGUACGGGGUCAAAUUGAACUCUCAGGGUCUACUAGAUCUUAUUGACUCUGAUGAGGCGGAUGCAGCCAUUACGGGCAGUGAUACCGGUGAUAAGGGGAUGUUUGGCUGGCAAGCAGCCUCAGAUGUGCCUGAACUUCCACAGGCUAUUCUGGAGGAGCUUACAGAUGAGGAAGAUGUGGAUAGAGGUACAAUUGAGGAAGUUGUGGCACCCAGUCCUGGAACAUCUGAACCGUCCGCGUCGGCCUCGGCCACCCAAGUCUCCUCAACCACCCUUCCUCCCACCCAGAUGAUAUCAGCAGAAAUGGCACCUACACAAGAAACUACACCGACUGCAGGUACCGCGCCAGAAGAGACAACCAACCCCCCACCGAAAAAGAAAGCACGAAUACCAAAGCCUAACAAUAGCGAUUCUGGAAUCCGGACCCAGAAUCAGCCUGCCAGCGCACCGUCACGACUGAGACCCGCCUCUGGGGAGGCCAGCAGAGCUAGUGAUUCUUUAACAGCUAGCACAAUUUCCCAGCCCCAGCCUGCCCAUGCGGAGGCCAGCACAUCGCAACAAUGCGAGACUACCACUCGCAGUACUGCUGUGGUCUCGCCCAGCACAGGUGAUAUUGGAUCCGAUGUCCAAAAUCGUAGCACGCGGCCCCAGCAGUCCACUCCCGACCGUGAUAGGGCAACAGGGAUUCUUGUGGACCUACUUGAGCGAUUACAUGUUGCUGAUGCGGUUGACAAGGUUACUGCCAUGUGGCAAACUGGAGAUAUUACUGUUAACCCAAUUUUUAGUUGGUUUGGUGAGCGGUCUACUGCAGGCUAUUCGCUACUGGACCUGCUUCGGGAAGAAAUAAACCAUUUACUUCGGCAUACAAAGAUUACUGGUGUCCAUGAGCUUCAAUAUGGAAUUAUUCAGCAAUUAACCGAGAUGGAUCCCGUCUGGUGGCUGUUCAAUGCCCUGACCAAAAUGGAAACACAACUUUAUGCGGUUCCUCAGUCAGCCGCUGUUCCUGCUAGAAAUAUCCCGCUCGGUGGGACGGCCUAUAUCUCGAGAGAGUCUGGAAAGAGCUAUGUGUCAUUCCGUGCCAAAGCGGAUACUAACUCGAACAUCGUGCUCAGACCCACCCUGCUAUCAAUGCAGGUAAUUCGCGAGAUAAGCUCUAAUGACGUCUCAGUGUCGCAGGUGAUUGAAUUCCUGAACACAAGCAGACGGGAAAGAAGACCAGUCGACAAAGAUCUUACAACCGGAGCCAUGCAGCAGAUAGUCACCUGCCCGAGCACCAUCCAUUUGCAGGGAAUCAGCCCCCUAUCCGACGCUAUUACGGCCCAGCGUUCGUACCUUGACAAAGAGGUACAGGCCGAAAUCGAUAUAUUGCUGGGACAUGAUCGAGAGCUUGCAUGGAAGUACAUUCAGCAGUGGAGAAGAGCUGCUUCCGAGACUAUCCGCCUUCGGUUUGCUUUGUGGAAGAAGUCUGAGGAAUAG